UGGGUCGCCCGAAGACCGCACCGACCCGAGACAAAUGAACGAAUUAACUUUUUCCGCGUCCAAGACAGGGCAUAGUGACACAAAAAAGUGCAGUGAUGAACCAUUUGAACGCGAUAGAAUGAAGUUAUCGUUCUACACCGAACUUGCGAGUGAAUCGUGUGAGAAAAGUGAUUCUCGCGGCGUGGCCGCUAAUCGUUCCGCCGCGGCCGCUUCGGCGGGCUCCCGAAAAUCGUGCGAGGCGGGCAUCAAGGACGGUGAAGAAAGGAAGAAGCGAUGCUUCGACAGAUACGACAGCUCCGAGUCUUCUGACAGUGGAGUGGCGGUGCUGAGUCCAUUAGAAAGCAGCGGGUGCAGCGGUAGCGAUAUCACCGAGCCGCGCUCGCCGCGUAGCCCGGAGUCGGGCUGCAGCACCGGCUCCGAGAGCACGAACAGCAGCAACAGCAGCGGCGGAGCGCGUAUGCCGCCGUGGGUGAGCGAGCCGGCGCCGCCGCCGCGCCGCUUAGCGGCCCAGCCCGCGCCUGUGCGCCGCCCCAACCCACCGCACCAUCGGCGCACUAUCACAUCCUACUUCAAUCACAAAAUGAAGCCCCAGAACGGCAUCAAACGCGAAUCAUCCGCAGCCAUAAACGAUGACACCAAGAGAAAGUGCCUUCCUAAAAAUGGCGUUACCCAUGACUUGGAGGAGUACAUCUCUCUAUUGUCGCGAACUCUCAGUCAUAAAGUUAUGCUUGAGGUCGGGGCGCAGGCAGAAGCCAUGAAUCGUAAAAGCACAACCACUACCAGCUCGAAACUGUCCGAUUUCAAUAAAGAUACAUCCAUCGUUAACGGAGUUGAUUUGAGUAAAAUUAUGGACAGCAAAGAAAAGUUACCCAAGGCCGGGAAUGGUUUAGUAGAAAUUCGGCACACAACCGAAACUUUAGUAAAAGAUAAACAUAAUGGUAUUUUGAACGGGCUGGUGGACGGUAAGAAACAAUGCCUUGAUGCCAAGAAAAAGUUCGACCCAUCCGCCAACGCUAGAGUAAAAGUUAAUAACCAAGACUCCACUGGCCGGAAAGUACCCAUACCUGCGUGUUUCAAUGAUUUCAACUCAAUCCGAAUCGCUCCUGCUACAUCUGCCCACCAAACAUCUAGAAAGGUAAUUGCUACUAAACCCGACUCUACUCGAAUGAAUGGUAUAGUAAGCUCUACGACUAAAUUAGACAGCAGAAUGAACGGAGUGACGUGUGGCUCGAACAAUUUAAGUUUAAUUGUUACUAAACCACCGAAAAAGGAAGCUCCGAAAAAGAUAGUGCCUACGCAAACUAUCAAAAAGACAAAUCGUAAAUCCUCUGCUUGCAUAGCCAACAGCAAAAACUUAACGUGGUCUAAGGCGAACAAUCUUAAACAGCAAGUGCAACAACAGCAACAAACUUGUGCCAACGCUACCAAAGGAUCGCCUUUGAAAAAUAUUCUCGCGGAGACCAGUUCAGCGCCAAAGAUGAAUAUUCCAAACGGAGUUCGACAAAUUCCGAUGACUACAGUAAACGGCAGCCUCAACCAUUUGAAUGUACCUGUUCCUAAUUUACAAAACUGUCAUCAUAUUAACUUAGCGCAGCCUUGUAAUGGCACCGUUACGCCUACAAACCUUCAGUCGUUCGUGGCUGUUCCCCCAAAUGUAAUGCUCACUACUUUAAGAAUACCGCAAAACGGUAUACAACCUCAACCUAUUACUCAACAAAACAAUAUAAACGCUUUCAACAGGUCAAAUGUCAAUGUGACAAGUCCGACAAAAUUAAAUGGUCAAUUUGUGUUUCCUUUAAUGCAGAAUUUAAAUGGAGCAGUUGUCCAAAUCCCUAAUUUAAUGGCAAAAAUGUCGAACUUCGUUCUUCCUCAGUCACCGCAACGACAGGAUCAUUUGCAAAAUCAGCAAGCGGCGCAGAUCCUUAUAAACGGCACGCUACUGAAACUGGCUAAUACGAUGACUUCCACUUACACAAAUAUGAACAAACCAGCAACGCCGACGAGUCAGCCCAUUCCUUUAGUAAAUAAAAGUGUGGGAGGCUUACCAACGAUGGGUAUGACGAUGUCAAAACCUAGUUAUACCGUGAACUACAGUCAUCCUGUAUUAGUACCACAACCUGGUUUUAUCGUAACAUCGGUGCCAAAUAUCAACGUGAAAGAAACUUGGAGCUACACAAGUACCAAUACCGUAUCGUCUUCGCAGACUUCGUGCUCGAAUCCUAUAGUUCAUCAUCCUCCGCCUAUAAUGACGCAUUUCAGCAAUCAAACGCUACAUUCAAGUAGUAUUCCCAUAGCGCCAGUCAAGCCACCAGACAACCCGAUUCAAGGAACGGAUCCACCGAGCAGUACCGUUAAGGAACCAGAACCGAUCGAAUCUUCGAUUCAAAAGUGUGACUUUCCAUGGCUGUCGAAAACGGUUAAUAAUAAUAUCGUCCCGCUAGAUUCUAAAUUGCCACCGAGGCCUUUUGCGCAAGUUAGUAGUUUAUCGGAAAAAAUCGAAGAACUGAAAGUAAAAGCGGAGAGCAAAGCGAACGAGGAAAAAGUUGAGGAAACCCGGAAGGACAUUAAGAAGGAACUGAGAAAGGUAGAGGAAGUCGCGCGGAGGGAAGACACAAUCUUCACUCAAAUUACCGUUCUAAAGGACGUGACGUCGAACGUCCAGAGUACUGUGAUAGAAGCGACUUUCUGCAAUGCUACUACUGAGUCUUCCGAGUCAGGGAUUGGUACGGACAAGUCGAUCGAUUCGCCGAGCGAUUCUCAGACGAGUAAAGAAUGUGAUGAGGAUUCGACGUUGUCCUUGAGUGUGAGUGUGAGUUCUGAAGAAGUAGUGUGCAGUCAGAAGAGUCCCAUUUUGAAGCAGCCGAAGACUUUGCGCUUCCCUCCGCGGAUCUUGACUAAGCCUGGCAGCAAACGAACUUCGAGCACAGACACCACCACUGUGACUGUGUGCAUGUGGGAAAACUGCAAGCGAGAGUUCGAUAGUGAUGCGGAUCUUUUAGAACAUUUACAGGCGACACACGUAGAAACGCAAGCCGGCAAGGAAAACUACGUGUGCCUCUGGGAAGCAUGCAAAGUUCGUGGCAAGCCUUCCUGCUCACGACUGUGGCUGGAGCGUCAUGCGCUAUCCCAUGGCGGCAACAAACCUUUCAAGUGCAUUGUCGACGGCUGCGAACGCCGGUUCUCCACCCAGACUCUUCUAGAACGUCACGUGAAUAAUCACUUCAACGAGGCGUCGCCCAAUACAAGCAAUGGCAAGAAGACUUCAGAGGGCAGUGCGAAGCUCAUCAGACGAAAUGGAAAGAAACUACGGUAUCGCCGGCAGCCUUGGUCUGCGCGCAUGUUCGACUUCUUCGACGCGGGUACUAUGGAGGGGCUGGCAUGGCGUCUGUCACGCAGCACGCGCUGGCGACUCGGCGGCUCCUGCCCACUGCGAGAGCCCCCUGGCCGACACACUCUUACCCUCCACGCGGCCCUUGCUGCGACUAGAUACAAUGCGCAGGAGCGCCGACGGGAGGCACUGCUGACGUACUAUCCGCCUAAUGUAAUCGAGGAUGAAUGGGUGCCUGAGAAGGACGUGAAGCGGAUCAAGCGGGUGGAGAUCGCCGAGCUGCCAGCAGCGACGAAGGUGGUGCUAUACGAACAGUUUUGCGCUUCAUACCGCAACACGCCAUCGCCGCCACCAGUGAAAAAACCAGCUCCAACCCCUCAAGUACCAGCUCGCCUAUUGCCAGCCAGACACUGCACGUCUUCCCGCUUGCUCAAUAACCUGCUCGCCAAGAAAAAGGCAGAACGUUCCAGCUGCAGCGCUACUGACCUUCCAAUCAUCUAUAAAGAAGACGAGAACAAAGUAGAAGUCUCCGGUGCCAGGAAACGCAAGAUGGGACGUAGACACGGAGGGAACUCAUUCUGGCCUUGCGGACGAUAAGUAAGAGGCCGGUUAGAACUAUUGCUCAAACUGUCGAAUGCGUUCUAACAAAUCUCGAAUCGACCUUCGCUAGAGAAAAUAAUGUGAACGGUGAGGCAGAUGUUGAUUCUUCGAACGGCUGCUACGGAUCGCCAAAGACGGCUCAAGACUGCUAGUUUCGACGUUUCGCCAAGACAACUGUCUUUCGUAGUUUCGGCGUAAUGUUCAAUUUAAUUAAAGACCCUGCGAAUGUAAUAUAGAAGCUUACGUCCUUGAUUUUAAAGUUUUGUUUUCUGAUUUCGAGUAGUCAGUUUAAUACGUGUAAGUUCGAUGUGAGGCUUAUUUACACCUUGUGAAUUAAGUAGCCGAUUUAAGCUACUGUAUUAUGGUCGUAUGGUAUAAAAGUGUACGUAUGUUUACGUAGCAGACGUAAAUUUUAUUCACAAGACUGAUGCUUACUUUUUAUAACGAUAUUCGUCGUUUCGAAUUGAUAGAUCGACGUGUUCGGAGCCGAACAAACAUGUAAAUAGUUAGUGAUGUUGUAAAUUGGAGUAUUCGUGUAUUAUAGGUGAUUUAUGAAUAAGUUUAAGACGAAGUAGUCUGAAUAUUUUAAGUUUGUUAGGUUGUAAGGGUGAACGACCAGCGAUUCGCAACACUGCCAAGUGUACAUAACUUGUAGAGUAGGAGAUGAGAUGGUUAAGUUUAGGGUUUGCGUUCGUCGCUUCGAUUGUGGAUUUGUUGACUCCGGUACGGAUUUGACUUGACGGUUUUAGUUAUCCUCGUAUUAUUUACGGAAAUAGGUAUAGUGAUGUAAAUUAAUAACAUCAAUUUAAAUAACAUUUUCUUGAGAGAAACAAUACCUAUCGCAGGAGCGGAUUCGGCCUGCGGUGUCGAUUUUUUAUUCUAGAUUCAUAGUAAACGAUUUCUUUUUAAGAAUUGAUAACAAAAACACUUAUCGCGGCCAUUUUAAAAAAUGGCGGAGAAUAAUUAUGGCUCGAAAUUAUUUAGUGCAGCAGUAAUUACUCCCUAUUUAACUAAUAUACACUUUUAACAUCAACUUGUAUUUUUACUGUUGGUAUCAAAAAUAAAUGUAAUAAACGACUUAAAAUGAUUAUUCAAAACUGACGGUGUUGUGUUUCAGUCGAAUGGACGCAACGUUUGAUCACAGCAAUUCAAUUACAAAGCCAAGAUUCCACAGCCUGUAAAUAGCAAGCGAGCAUAAUUCCAAAGGGCCUUUACCGUACCGCGCAUCGCCGCGGCCUGCGGCGUCAUUAUGUGUGAUCGUGAUUGCACGGGGCUUCACAGCGCGUUUAAAGUUGUUCAUCCAAAAAGUGCCUACAGCUACGUUACAGUACAGAUAUAAGCAAUUACACUAAUGACGUUUGAGAUGCUGCCAUACAAUUUUUGAAUAUUUAAUGAUAAAUUAUCAUUUUAUCAUUGAUAAUUAAUCUAUUUGAAUGAAUGUAUGUAUAAUACUGUUGUGUUGCAAUUUGUUCGUCUCUUUUAUUUUUAAAUCGUCUUAUGCAACGUCCAAUACUAGUGUGUUAUAAGCGGCAAGCAUGACGGUGUAGCCCGGCAGCGGCUGUUUCAGCGUGAAUUUGCUCUUUAAAUAAGUACUUUAUUCUAUAUUACUCCUUUGACAACCUUUUAACGCUUAUUAAAUACAAUCAAAGAGAUGUCGCGAAGCAGAGAAGAUUGUGCUGUUGUCUUCCAUUAUACAUAUAUUUCGUCUAUAUACAUUACAAUGUAUAUGUUAAAUUCUUAAAUUUAAUGAAAAUGUUUCUACACGUCCGUCUCUACCUUCCAACUUGUCAGAGGAUUUAUUUUUAUAUAAAGUUUAUCAGCUGUUUAUAUCUGUACUGUGGCUUAUCUACCACCGACUGUAGUGUUCACUUAUAUCAAUCAGAUUGUAACGUUACGCGUAGUCAUAUCAGAACUAAUAAUUUGUAAUUGUAGGAAGUAUUCGUGAAGCAAUUUGACGACGCUUUAUGGAAUCAACAACUGUCUGCUUUACCUCGAACAAUGUAGUCACUGCCUUACAGUGUUGUGUUCAGGAAUCUGUUGACGUUAACGGAAACUGAUCGAAUGCGUUUCAUAUUUCAGAUUCGAAGGAAAAAUGUUCGAGAAUUAUUAUUUAUGUUUCAAUGGAAAUUUUUUAAUUUUUGUUGUUUUUUUAUUAUUUUCAAUCAGAUUGUGACGACGGCAUUCAAAAAAGGUGCCUCAAUUAAUCGACGAUGUUAAUGUUAGCAAUAAUGGUUUGUGAUAUGAUAAUGCGGUUCAUUUCCACGCACAACGUCUUUAAAUAUUUUUGUUUUAAUAUUGAUGGUAAUCAUAAUAAAUGUUAAAUGUUUCGAUUCAAUUUUAAAUGUGGUUUAAGUAGCCAAUUUUGAUUAUUUUUUACCAAUCGAACUUGAUUUAUGUGCUUUUAUUUUAUAUAUAACGAAGGUUCCAAUCCGGAUUCUAUAAUUUUAAUUACUGACAUUAAUAAUACAGUAAUGCAACAAUAUGCCAAUGAUUUUGAUGUCCAUUAGUUAUUGAAUUUUUUGAUGUACAUGGUCAAGAGAACGUUACACUUGACACUUAAACUUCAUACCGCUUGAUAUAAGAACGGUCAAACGUACAAAGCGUUAAAGUUUGACGUGCUCUUGACUCUACCUAUCUAGACAUGUUCAGAUAAAUGCCUUUUUAGCCAUAAGGGUAUUUUACAUGAUAAAGAAAAUUGUGUUCUGUGCUCACACGAUCUCGCUAGUGUUUUUAGUUAGUGCCUAUAGUGUUAAGUUAGAAUGAAUUGUGUGUAACGUGGUGUAACUUAAUUUUUUGUAAAACACCAUGGAUUCAGAGUUUUGCUAAUCGACGUAAGGUAUAUAGACAGGAAUGGAGAUUUUUAGUAUCAUUUGUAGAUUAUCGGGUCCUAGUCUAAUAUUGAGAAUUGAAAUGUAAAUUGUACGUAUAGAGGGAGCCUUAGGCAAGACUUUAAGGUACGCGCAAAUUAGGACACACGCGAACUAUUAGGAGAACGCCAUGUAGAGAAGUACGAGGUGACCUUAACUUGCAAUGUGACGUCAGUAAGUUGUCCUCAACGUUACACAACGUAGGGCGUCCUCAGUGCAAUUAGGUGCGGACCCAAAGAAAUUUAAUAGGAAAAUUUCUUGUAGUCAAGUUGGUGCCUGAAUGACGGUAUGUUAAAGGAUCGUAAGCUUUUUUACACCUAGACUUCUUUUGGAUACUUUCCAAUGUACUGAUUAUUAUUUUUAAUAAAUUAAAAAACAAAUUAGAUUAAUUAUUUUCAGCACUGAUUAUAGUGCCAUAUUUUAUUGGCUCGCUUGUUUUUAUAAAUUAAUUUUCGAUAGUGAAAUUCGACACCAAAAUCAGAAAGACAAAUUUUUGUUUUUAUUCGAUGAACAAAAUGGACUUGUUUGAAAUGAUCUCAAAUUAAUCGGCAGUAGAUUUGAUGGAUUUUAUUAACAGUAUGUUUGGAGAGUCAUUGCGUUACUUCUUAGAUGGCUUAUUUAAUGUAAAGUCUCUAAAAUAAUUCUAAUAUGGUAUUUUAAUUCGGUUGUUAUUUCGUACAGCAAUACAGGCCUACGUAAGUUGGGAGUACAAAUUUAUUUUUGCUAAGUAAUGGCGCGAUGAAUUGUAAUUGUUGGCAAAGUAAGAAAUCUACGAAACUAUCUCCGUACUAGAAUUAGGUGUUCGAUAGUUAGGCAGAGACAUAUUUUGUGAAAGCCUUAUUCAAACGAGGCACUAAAUUGAAAACAUUGAUAUACAUUAAUUCGUAAGCGUAAAAAGAACAAUAUAUUUUUAUCACUGCCACAAUAGUCAUAAUGUUGUGUCGAAUGUUUAGUAGAUUUUGCAUGUUAGUGGGACGUGUGUAAUUUGCUCAUAGAUUCAGUUUCACUAACUCGUAUGCAAAAUCGUUUCGGGAAAUGAGAAGUAUGUUAAGUGGGGAACAAUUUUUGUCGCCAAUGAUUUUCCUAAAGCCAUUAAGACUGGAAGUGUAUCAGCGAAAUAAUGGGGUAAUUUUCAGGUUAAUUUUCUCUUUCUAAUUGUGGUGGUAAUUUUUGUUAUUUAUAUAUUUGAGUGUAUUAUCAUGAAAUAUUAAAUGAUAUUACAAGUUAUUACACUCGAAUAUUAAAUAAUGCUUCAUGAUAAUAUUUUACAUUCUUCAAAUAAUAAACAUUGCCACCAAAAUUAGGUGGAGAAAUUUAACCCCAAAAUUACCCUAUGACUCAAUGAGAGUUUUCAAGCCGUUGAUUGAUUCCAGGCUAUGGUGGACGUUUCAUCCGCAUUUGUUAUUCUGCGGUGCAACCACUGUUGAUGAUUGUAAAGGCGUGAAACAUAUUACAGCCGAGGCAAACGCGCUAGGUUUACUCCACGCUGGAAAGGCGCUUUUCCAUCAUGCAAGUACGUGCGAAACACACUGACAUGUUAGUGCAAUUUAAAUUGCUCGCUGGCUACUUGCAUAAUGAAAACUCGCAAGGAUGUUAGGUCAUCAGAAAGACAACGUUGUUGUUGUGGCGUUUAUAGUCGAAAUUGAGACUUUAAAUGUUAGAAAAUUAGCACUUUUACAAUUCGCAACACAGCUUUGUUUAUCUGACUUAGAACGAAUGUAAAUAGUUAAGUAUUUAUAAUUAAGUAAUCCUCUGCACUUAUAAGGCGAUCUGUACCUUAUGAAAAUGGAGUCUAUUGUAUUUCAUUCGUAAUGUAAAUUAAAGUGUUUCAUAAGGUUUGAGGUUGACUUGUAUCUGUAAUUUGCUUCGCGCCUGAUCGGGCAAAGAUGAGGCGGCGGUUACAAGGCCUUACGGCCUUGACCGCGGGGUAGAUUUAGUGGUAGUGUUCGCAAGUUGUCUUUCAACUGGUUUCCUAUAUUAUGCGUUUAUUAUAUGAUGUUCUCCUUUAUUGUAAAUGUUUGAUCCAUAGUUUGGAGCGUACGCUUCGAUAAUAGUGUGCACUACUUUAUAUUCAAUUUGUAGAUAUUUUAAUUAUUAUAUAGUAUAAUGUUUAAUGCGUUGUCUCAUUUUGCUUUGUCCCACGGCGGAAUCCGGAAAACUAUUAUAAUUUGACCCGAAAGGGGUGAUCUACCUCAGUUUUUUUUAUUUAUCACACAUUUUUGGGCAUAAUAGUAGUGAUUGUUAAUUUUAAUAUCUCGAUUGGAAUUCGUUCAAUGUAGUGAUUAUUAAGAUUUUUUGAAUAGAAUGGUUUGUCCACCUGUCGCAAGUACUGUAUCUUAUAUUAAAUACAUAUUGUAUG
This is a messenger RNA of Hyposmocoma kahamanoa, 9154 nucleotides long. RefSeq names its product zinc finger protein jing homolog (gene jing). Gene Ontology annotation, cellular component: ESC/E(Z) complex. The record is from RefSeq and is a predicted model, not a curated record. Bases 35 to 3925 code for a protein of 1296 amino acids. The transcript is spliced from 6 exons. Gene Ontology annotation, biological process: regulation of transcription by RNA polymerase II. NCBI's taxonomy places the organism in Eukaryota, Metazoa, Arthropoda, Insecta, Lepidoptera, Cosmopterigidae.